Durusdinium trenchii is the source of this 4713-nucleotide messenger RNA. The record is from the annotation of a GenBank genome assembly. NCBI's taxonomy places the organism in Eukaryota, Dinophyceae, Suessiales, Symbiodiniaceae.
GGGCGAACGGGUCUGAUGUCGACUGGAGACGCGACGAAGGGUGCACGAACUGCAUGUGGAAGGUAGGAUUCGUGAGUUUUGGCAUGGCCAACUCCGAGUGUUUCAGCUGCCAGUGUCUUGUAAUGUUAAGAGCUGUUUUUAGACCCUUCUGGUUCCAACAGACUGGAAACCAUAAUCUUCCACAGAUGUGUUGAAGGCAAUCUGAUGAAAGGCUUGCUGGCUGUCCGGAAGCAUCGUUUCGGCAAAGAGACUUUUGCAGACACGUGCCUCGUGCACCCUGCUGUUUUACGUUUUGUGGGAUGAAGACCAGGAAGGAAGAGCUGGAAUGAGAUGUUCUGGGAACGCAACCUGAUUUGAUCUUCUUGUCUCCGGAGUUGCAACACUGCUUGACGGACAUCGAGAUCCACCAAGACCUGUUUGCUGAUCAUGCAGUACUGAUAGGUCAUUUUACUGGGUUGCGGAGUCAGAUUCCGAGGUCCUUCUGGAGAAUGCCACAGCGCCCAUAUUGGCAACAUGAGCUGGGGAGUACACCUUUUCGGGGUGAGGUUCCAGCGGAGGUCGAUAAGACUUGUCCUACCAAUUGGUAUGCAGGCAUCUUUGCACAUUUCGAAGCAGAGUUGGCCAACCAAACAGAAAUGGCCCACCAGGGUCCUCUUCAGUCAGUUCACUGUGGGCGAGCUCAUACUAUGAACGUACAGACCCGCUCAGUGCAAAUCCCUCCACUGCGGAAGAGCUGGAAGGGUGAGGAAUCACCUGACUACUUUGGCCCCUCCAAGUUGCAUGCUCAGUGGUUUCGACAGCUCCGAAGAUUGCAAACCUACUACCGUCUCAUUGACAGAGAUGCGAUGACUUCUGCACAAUAUCACCAACAGCGGGAUCUGUGGGGAGCCAUUCGGAAUGCAGCUAGAUUUGGACAUGGGUUUGCACACUGGUGGUCGUUACAUGGCCAGAGUGAGGAUGGGGUGAUUUCCGCCCUCCCUUUGAGCCCUCCUUCGUAUGAGCUUGCAUACAUGAUGUUUGACCAUUUCCGUGGAAAAGUUCGAGCCCUGGAGAAUCAGUUGAAAUGGUCUCGGAUUCGACAUGCGCAACACAGACGGGUGGAGGACCCGAGCAUCAUCUUUCGUGACCUGCGAGCCGAACAUGCAAGUUCUGUGGAGGUUUUGAUUGACUCAGUUCAAGGCGAAGUUGAAGAGGUUGACCCCACUGACUCGGCGGUCACAUUACGCCAGGAUACACACUUUCGGUCAGAAUCUCCGAUUGUCCUGGCUGGGAGACCACGAAAAGUCAUCCAUGCGACUCCAGACAAACUUUGGCUUGAAGAUGUUUCUGGUAUCUCCCCAGGGAAUGUUGCCCGACAAGAAAGUGCGACAGGAGACUUGCCUUCCCUCUUCAGAGCUUUUGGUUCGGAAUGGGAGCGGUGGUGGCAUCGACAUGCUGAUACCAUUCCAGGCCGAUGGCAACAAGUUCAAGACGAGCUGGUGCCUUUGCUGCCCUUCGCCGACAUGACGCUGGAUCCAAUUACUCUGGCGCAAUGGCGAAAAGCUGUCCAAAUGAAGAAAAAACGGUCGGCUACUGGGCCAGAUGGGAUUAGCAGAUUGGACUUAUUGCAACUGCCUGAUGGAUUGACCCAGGAGCUGAUUGAUAUUUGCCAUUUUGCUGAACGGUGUGGCAGGUGGCCCACCCAGGCGUUGGUUGGAAUCAUCACAGCUUUGGCUAAAGUCCCGGGAGCUUCUCGGGUCCAGCAGUUUCGACCUAUUACGGUCCUUUCGAUGGUCUACAGAGUUUGGAGCACUAUCCGGGCACGACAAGCUUUGAGUCACUUGGGACGUCUAGCAGGACCUCAGGUGGUGGGCAACUUGCCAGGGAAGACUGCGGGACAAGUCGGGUUUUCAUUGCAACGUCGUUUGGAGCAGGCGCAGAUCUAUGAUCGCCCGCUGGUCGGAAUGGUGGCCGAUUUGGUCAAAGCAUUCAAUGUCUUGCCUCGAAUACCUACCUGGAUGUUGUGCAAUGCAAUGGGUUUGGCUGUCGGCUUGAUUCGUGCUUGGGCUGGUGCGGUGAUUCCGUUGCGUCGUCAUUUUCGAGUCCGAGGGUCGGUAGGUCCAGCAGUGAUAGGCUGUAAUGGGUUUCCAGAAGGUGAUCCUUUGUCCUGUGUGGCCAUGGCCGCCAUUGCCAUUGGAUUUGAUUGUUGGAUGCAAGUGCACGUCCCAGAGUGUGUCCCAACUUCAUAUGUGGAUAAUUGGGAGUUGACUGCACCUUCGCCGGGGGUGUUGGGUCGUGCGCUCAAUCAGUUUCGGGGCUUUGCCGACCUAUUAGCACUGGAAGUUGAUUGGCAGAAAACGUACACUUGGGCAACCCAUGGCCACCAUCGUACUCAGUUGAAGCAAUUUGAUCUGCCUAUCCAGUUAUGGGCUAAAGACUUGGGUGGGUGUGUGUUCUACGGUCGAAGACAUACCACAGGUCUACAGGCAGCUCGCUUCGAGAGCAUGACACCAUUGUGGGGCCGUUUGAGGAUUUCCUGUGCACCUUUGACCCAGAAGUUGCGCGCCCUUCGAACAGCAGCAUGGCCCCGAGCGCUUCACGCGUGUGCUUCGGUGAGGAUUACAGAGCAACAAUAUGCCUCCUUACGCGCCGGGGCUGUCCGUGGUCUUCAGCUGGAUAAACCGGGCACCAAUGCUAUGUUCCUCUUGGGGUUGCAUUUACAUCCUAUUCAUGACCCUGAAUUCUUUGCAUUUUGGCAUACAUUGCUGGAUUUUCGGAGGCUUCAAAAUGAACUUGAAGUACAGAUUGAUUUGCAAUGGAUUUGGGGUGAGCUUCAAGGGAAAUUUCCACCGGGGCCCUUGUGGGUAUUUUUCCAUGGAUGUUUGCGCAUUCACUGGAGCUGGAAUGGGGAAUUGGGGCUGCUCGAGGACCGUAUUGGUUUCUUCAGCAUCUGGCGAAUUUCGUUGAAAGAGCUAGAGUUCCGUGCGGUAUAUGCAUGGCAACGAAUGAUCGGCACCAUUGGCCAGCAACGACGUGGUUUUGCUGGGCUUGCCACCGCAGGCGCUCACCUGUCCCAAGGAACCCAUUUACAGUUGACAGACCUUCAGCGUGGCCUCCUGCGUACUGCACAUGUUGGUACGUUUUUUACCCAAGAUGGCCUGAAGUACUCCACCCCGGAUGGCAGUGAGGUGUGUGUCCAUUGUGGUGCUCCUGAUAGCAUUGACCAUCGUAUUUGGCGGUGCCCCACAUUCCAAAGUGUGCGAGAGAAUCUCUCGGAUUGUCGGCCACCAGCGUGUGAUUCGUUGCCGGACUGUACUCGGCUACAUGGGUGGAUCCAAACUCCUGCGGAGUAUCUUCCAUUCCUGCAACGCCUUCACAACUUGCCGGACCUGUCCCACCAGCUGGAUUCACCUGCACCUGGAGUGACACUGGAUUUGUUUACAGAUGGGAGUUGUAUGUUCCCGCAAAUCCCUAAGCUUCGUGUAGCGGCAUGGGCUGUCGUUCAAGGACACAGUGGAGAGCGUGGCACACGAGUGGAAUGUUUGGCCGGGGGACCGCUUCAUGGACUUUGGCAAACCAGUGGCAGAGCUGAGAUCGUCGCAGUGCUGGCGGCCGUGAGGCUUGGAGUCCGAUCGGGGAGGCGGACAAGAAUUUGGUCUGACUGUGCGAAUGUAGUCAACAGACUUCGCCUCCUUCUUGAUGAUCCUCAAGGUGCCAGGCCCAAUGCCCAUGAUGCAGAUCUGUGGGAUCUUUUGGCAAUCGAGUUGAGACGGGAGCAUCAUAUCACGGUCCACAAGGUUGCUGCCCACGUAGAUGAACGAGUCUACGGCCCAGUUGAAGAGUGGGCGAGGCGGUUCAAUGACAUGGCGGACCAGUACGCCAAGAGCUUCAAUCUGCAGCGAACAGACGAGUUUUGGCAGUCCUGGAACUUGUUGAGAGAUCAGAUGCAACAGGCAGAGGCCGUCGGCCAGUAUGUCCUCCAACUUCAUUGCCUUAUCGGUGAAGAGGCGAUUCGUUUACGCAAGGGCUCCCCUACCCAGCAGGUCGGUACCUCCUCGGAGGCUAGAAUCUCUUUGGAGCAAUGUGUGCGGGUCCCCAGUGGACCACUCCUUUCUGACGAUUUGAAAGGCUUGUUGGGCAGGGAGCAAGUGCGCCGUCUUUGGGCCUGGCUUCAAGAAGUGAGAAAUGGGCAUGUUUGGGGAAGUUGGGUCUCGAUGGCUCAGCUCUACGUGGAUUAUCAGCUGACUUUCGGCAAGGUGGGACCUCAUUUCCAUUCUGACCGUCGGCAGUGGAGUGACCCCAACGAGCCCGGGUUGGCAAGGUUGAAGGGAUAUGAAUUUCCCCAACAGUUGAAGUGGUUUGGGAGGGCUUUGAGGCUGUUGUUGCAGAGCCACGCUGCUCAGCAAAAUGGACAUCAGAUUUUCAGAUUGCAGCGCCCUAGUUCAGCAGUGUUGUCGCAUUGGAGCCAAUGUAUUCACAUUGCUUGGUCCCCUGCUCGACGAGACGCUGUUGAUAUGUGGUUCCAACAACAUUUGCCCGGCGGCUCCACACGCCGCCGGGCGCAUGGGCUGGCAUGCUUACCUGCAGCAGGGAGCGACCCUGCAUUUGCGGUGCGGCUGGUGGAAGACCCUCAGAGGUCUUUGUCUCAAUGGUGGCGGUCACCCUGACCGAACUAGGAUUUGACUGUUCGGGCCGCAAAACGCCGCCCGUCCAGACCGCAGUGAAAGAGUGAAA